GAUACUCCGUUACCAUUUUGGGAUUUGGGCUAGCAGUCAGCUAUCACCUUUAUCACCAUCUCAAAGUUUGUAAUGUUUGCAACAAUCUUUUACGCCUAGAAAAGGAUUAACGUUAGCGAUGGCUGAGGCAGUUGUUGAGGACCCACAUCGAUUUUUCUGCCACAAAUGCAGUCUUGAAAUUGCUAGUGUUUUACCGGAUUACACAUGCCCACGAUGUUGUUCAGGAUUUAUAGAAGCAUUAGAUGGAUCAUCUCCGGCUGUUGAUCAAGGAGAUGAAAGUGAAGAGGAUAUAGAUGUAAUGCAACCAUGGGAGAUCCUUAAUGAUGUUUUCCUGAUGGGUAUGAACGGAGACCCACUAGUUGACAAUCGGAGGACCACAAGAGGGCGUCGGGGCAGAGAGGGUGAACGGCGCCCGGGAAGAAAUAACAGAUCCCGACAUACCUUUGAAAAUCUAAUGCAUCUAUUUGUGAUGAAUUUAAAUGGUGAUUUGGGUGCCCAUGCUCAUAGUAAUUUAGCAGCGGGGCGUGCUGGUGGGUUUGGGCCUGAAAUGUUUGUUGGUAACCCUGGGGACUAUGCUUGGGGCCGAGAAGGCUUUGAUGCCAUUGUUACACAAUUGCUUAAUCAGAUUGAAUCAACUGGACCUCCACCUCUGACCAAGGAGAAAAUUUCAGAAAUACCUGUUGUCACUAUUUCUCAGGAGCAAGUUGAUAAAUCUCUUCAAUGCUCAGUUUGUUGGGAGAAUUUCAAAGUAGAUGAGCCUGUGCGUCAGCUGGUGUGCACCCAUGUUUACCAUGAAGGUUGUAUCAUCCCAUGGCUAGAAUUGCAUGGCACAUGUCCAGUUUGCCGAAAGCCCUUGAGCUCGGAAGCAGAACAGUCUUCAACAGAUGAUGGUGGGCGAAGAGAUCCACUAAGAAAUCUUGCAGCACAACUCAAUCCUUUAGAGGCAGCUGCAUCACAAAGCCGAGUCAACCAGAUGCGUCAAAUUAAUCGACAAAUGGAGGAACUAAGGUCCAGGUAUGGUAUAAGGUUAGGCACUCUUUCAAGUGGAAGUGGACUCACUUCUUCAGCAAUGCAGACUGAUCCCGCAGCUGCCAGUACAAGUUCAUCCAGUGAGACCUCCUCGGCCGAUACCAGCAGUCCGAGUACAGGAAGUAGCAGUAGCAAUAGCAAUGGUGGUCUUCAAGACAUGGAUGUGGAUUAGGUUAAUUUAUGUAAAUUUGUAACACCAUUGUGUCCCUCACAGAUUGUAACUUACUGUGUGUGGUUGUUUCAACUCUGUUUUCUUCUGCACUCUGCUGACUUUCAUUUGGCAUUUUCAGAUGGUAAAUUAUAGAAAGGGCUGUCCUGUUGCAUCCUCUUUCUUGUUGAUAAAGGGAAAUAAAUAACAUUAGGUUCUCUUUACUCUGCUGGUCAGAUUACAGUUUUGGUUUAAAUAUCCUCUCUAAACUCAACCUUCAGUUUCUAGGAAUAUUAAAUUCUACCCUGUCUUAGUGUUGUACUAAAUUAUUAUUUACAAGAGAGAAAAGAUACAAAUGAUUGAUGAAUGACAUCUAUUCAGGAUAAAUGUUAUUUCUUUUCUUUUUUCUUCUUUUCUUACUGAACCUUGCAGGAGUAUACUUUAUGGAUAAAAUGAAAAUGGGGAACUGAGGGAAGUAUGAUUUGUCCCAUAUGCAAAACAGUCUUCUGUAAAAGCGUUUCUGUUGUAAGCACAUGAUAAUUUGGAAAUUUUCCUUAAGUGCAGUUUCAUUGCGCAGUAAAGGGUAUUUACAUUGUGACUUCUGUCUGUGUUUUAUUUAUUUUGUGAUAAAUUGACAUUGCAAUUUCAAAUAUUGAUAGCUUGUCUGACAAAGUUAUCAAAAAUCACCUAUUGGUCACAACUUGUGUUAAGACAGUUAUGUCUUUCAUAGCACUACUUCAUAUUUUUGUGUUGUCACAAUAAUUUGCUUAUAAGAAGCUAUGAAAAACAUAUUUAAGAGGGUUAAAAUUUGCCAGAUGGUGGCCGGUUAUAUCUCAAAACCCCUGUUCUGAUAAAAAUUUUACAUUUAUUGUAUGCUUUUGAAUUUGGCGGGAAAGCUUGCGAGUUCUAUGUAUAGGUAUGUAUUUCCAUUCCAUUUGAAACUCCCUUUGCUGCAUUCUGUUAUUUAUUGCCUUACUACCACGGCUAUCACAGGGGUUAGUAUAUUGUAAUUUUUUUGCCACUAUUUUGUGGCCUAGCAAUAUUCUUUUAUGAGGUGCUGUUAACUGUCUUUGGAGGAAAAUACUGAUCACUGGUAUUCAUUUUCAAGUACCAUUUAGGAAUGGAUGGUGUUGGAUAAACUAAAGAAAUUUUCAUGCUGCAUAACACAUUUUUAAUCAUUGUAUCCUAUUAUUACUGGGUGAUAAAAUUAUUGCAAUAUACUUUUAGAAAGUACUGCAGACUGAGAUGAUUUGUAGGAUUGUAAGUACAAACAAUUGGUUUGUGAUAUGCAUGAGGACCUGAAUAUAAAAGCUAGAAAGUAAUUGUAAUAUUUGCUAAUAGCUAUAGGUAUCCUGUGUUUUAUCACAUCUGUAUUGUUUUAUUGUUUUUCCUUCUUUUGUUUUUGUUUGACACCACCUCAUAACAAAUGCCGGUACGUGUGGAGUCCCUAACAAUCACUUUAAAAAACCUAUUGCGAGUGAGUGGUAGGUUGUUCAAUGUUCCUGAUAGGCAUUUUUAGUCCUAGGAGAUAAUUUCAUUGCAGCAGCAUUUAUUCAAUGCAGGUUCUGUUAACUUUUUUUUCUAAAAUAUGAAACGCAUUCUGAAUUUUAAGGGUGAUUUUAAGUUGUGAUUAAAACUGUCUGCUAACAAA
This is a messenger RNA of Frankliniella occidentalis (western flower thrips), 2828 nucleotides long. It is a transcript of the gene Iru, whose product is annotated as E3 ubiquitin-protein ligase RNF115. Lineage: Eukaryota; Metazoa; Arthropoda; Insecta; Thysanoptera; Thripidae. The record is from RefSeq and is a predicted model, not a curated record. Gene Ontology annotation, molecular function: ubiquitin protein ligase activity. The transcript is spliced from 8 exons. Gene Ontology annotation, biological process: positive regulation of DNA-templated transcription; ubiquitin-dependent protein catabolic process; protein ubiquitination. Gene Ontology annotation, cellular component: cytoplasm; nucleoplasm. Bases 119 to 1201 code for a protein of 360 amino acids.